AUGCCAAGAACUCAAUCUUCUAUUGUCCUCUCACAGCAGAAGAAGGUUCACUUAGACAAGGCAGAGGUUGUGGUCCUCAGGGACCAUCUGGAGGACUGGAGGUCGGUGAAAGGGAAAGAAAGAUCAAGGGUGCUCAUAGCCAUCUACAAGGAAGCAUCACUGCAAGCUCCUACCAAGGACCGAGCCAUAUUGAAAGCUCAAAAAAAACAAUGGUUGCAAAACCAAUCUCGAUGGAAAAAAGAUCCCAAGCCCCUCAUCAAGUAUGGCAGACGUUGGACGGCGAGGCAAGUCCUGAUCCAGACUCAUAAAGACCUCAUCCAAGAGGAGACCGGGGAGAUGGCUGGAAGUGAGGAGAUGAUCAGCAAGUGGCCAAAGGUGGUGAAGUCAGUGAUCGAUAGUUUGUUGGCGGAGGAGAGGGAACAGGUGGAAGCCACGGCGGAGAAAUGGAACAAUCAAGCGGCGCCGCCGGAAGUUCAAGCCAAGGUCGCCGAGAGCAAGGGCGCCGAGAUAAUCGAGCAUUUCGCCACCAAAAUGUUCAAGCAAGCCGAAAUGAGGGUUUGUGUGCUGUCUGCAUGGAACAACAGCAAAUGGAAGCUCAUGUUAGGAGGUCAUGACUUCAAUGAACAGUUUGGGAACGGUGAGAGCUUCAUUAAGACAAGGGAUUGGGACAGCAUUUUUAUGCCAGAAUGGGAGGAAUAUGCUGGGGAGCAAUUCAAUGUAGAAGAUGGGGAAGAGCCCCUGGUGGUGAAGUCGAAGAAGCAGCAACCCCGGAAGCUUAUUGAACUCGAGGAAGAUGCUGAUGGUUGGCCGAUGCUCCCAGACACAACGGGAUGGAAUCAUGCCGAGCAACAACACAUGAUUCGAUCUUUCCUCACGAAGCUAUACAGGAUGUGUGGUGGGGAAGACACCCUCAAGUCAGCGGUGCCGUGGGGAGAUGUAAGCCAGGACCCAUUGGCAUUCUUCAACGGCACACAAUGGCCCGCCAGUGUGCAGUUCAAGGAACCCUCCAAGAUGGACAUAUCAGAUGCAAGUACUUUGCUACAAUUCUUGUUCACCCAGCAAGAACAGAACAUUCAACCCACCUUUUCAUUCAUGGUGUGGCAAGAUUCUGAUGGCAACAUCUGUGAGGCAGUUGUGUCCCCAGCACCCCUGCACACCGGCAGCAAUGAAAACCAUGCUCAUUGGAGACAACAAAAGGGCAAGUAUAAAGAAAAUGCCGUACCAUCUCGCCGGGCCAUCAAGGAUAGCAGUUUGGAGGAUGAGUUGUAUAGCGAUAAUGAUGGCUCAUCAAGUGAAGAUGAUGGACCACUUUUCACUGCCUGCAGGAAAGAUGUCACGCCACUGCAGCAGGCGACUCUCCCAGUGAACAAGCCUCACAAGAUGAAGUCUAACCGUGCUCUGCAACACAAUACCAAGGAGCCUGCGAGGACUCAGAAGAAGGCCGUGAAGCAGCCAUCUACAUCCUUGGGUGCUAUGACAAGAAGCAAGGAGGUGACAUAUGCCGCUGAUGAAGAGCCCAGAGGGUCAAAGUGCCAUGCUCCUGAGGCCGUCAGUGAUACACCAGCGAAGAGAACCAGAAGCAAGACAUUUGCACCAGAGUCAUCUUUGGGUAAACGUGGCAAGAAGUAA
Molecule: messenger RNA, 1629 nt
Organism: Suillus discolor
Lineage: Eukaryota; Fungi; Basidiomycota; Agaricomycetes; Boletales; Suillaceae
Exons: 6
Coding region: 1-1629 (542 amino acids)
Source: RefSeq, a predicted model, not a curated record